CCUCUAGUGUCAUCUGACAGUCAAUCAGAAAAUAUAGCAAGAUACAUGCUCGAAAAGGCAGAGGAAGGCAACCAUCUUCAGAAGUACUUGGAGGAUAACGAUUUGCUGAAGAAGAAAUCUUUAUUUAAAAAUCUAGAUGAUGCAACUGUGGAGCUGCAAAACUUCCCUAAGUUGAACAUGGAUCAGCUAAGAGAUAUCACCAUUGGAGUAUACCAGCUGAAACAAGCCUCAUCAUACUCCAGAGAACACGUUGAUGACAAUGGGGAGUAUGCUGUGAUGGUGUGUAAGGAAAGCCCAACAUUAAUCAAAGUGAAAAUCCAGUCUCGUCAUACAAGUAGUGCUGCACAUACGCUGUGGAUUGAGUAUGGGGACACUCCCUGUAAACCUGUUAUAGGAUGGUACUGUACCUGUAAAGUAGGUGCUCGGGUUGUAGGUUGCUGCGCACACGUAGCUAGUGUGUUGUGGUAUUUAGGACUAUGGAGAAAUCAAGACAAAAAUAUCACAGAAACCAAGUAUUCCCUUUUGGAUGCACGUGACUUGCCAGCAAAUGACACCUCACCAGAGACUGACAGGUGUCAAGAAGAAUAAUUAUACCAUAUAUUGGUGUACACUGAACCUUAACAUAUGUAAUACAGUUUCUGAUCUGAGGAAAUGAAAUGAACGGGUUUCCUAUUGUGUAGUAUUCCAUUUAUAUUGAAGUUAACAAUGUUAUUAUCAGCCCCAUGAAAGUGCACUAUAAAAUAAAUGCAUGCUUAUA
Molecule: messenger RNA, 757 nt
Organism: Gigantopelta aegis
Lineage: Eukaryota; Metazoa; Mollusca; Gastropoda; Neomphalida; Peltospiridae
Exons: 1
Coding region: 46-588 (180 amino acids)
Source: RefSeq, a predicted model, not a curated record